AUGGCCGAUAACCAAGACGCUGUGCCCGAGGUGCCACUCGCACUUGUCUCUAAUCAGUACUAUGAAACCAAAAUUGCUCAGAUGAGAAAUCGUCCUGUUCCAUGGGAGGGUUAUCAGCGCGCCAACUUGAUUACUUCUGAGCAGUUGGAUCUCAUUCAACGCAUUGAUAACAAGUCACCUCAAGUUAUCAAAGAACUUGCUGAUGAGCGAGGCGAUACCUAUGCGAAUCUGUACCUUCAAAUACUAGACACCCUGAACCGACCAGAUACCAUUCAGCACGUCCUUCUUUUGAUAGAGGACUUCUUGACAGAUCAUGAAGAAAAUGUUCAAUAUUUCCAUCAUGCUAGUGGCAACAAACCCACAUAUCCAUUUGGUCCUCUUUUCAAACAUCUUCGCGUAAACGACGAUAUUGUACCUCUGCAAGCAUCCAAGAUCCUCACCAUCUUUGCUUCCUCUGCCCCCUCUCCAUCUAUGGUCGAUCUCAGCCCUUAUUUCAACUGGAUAGCCACCCAAGUACAAAGCGAGGAUUUGCGAAUCGUGGAUCUGGCCGUACAGGAAUUGGAAUCAAUUUUAAGAGUGCGCGAGUAUCGAUUGCCCUUCUGGGAGACACCAAAGGCUGCUGAAUCGUUGAUUCAUGUGCUUCGACGAACGAGCCCAGGUCCUCAAAUGCAGUACCAGGUUAUCUUUUGCAUAUGGCUGUUAACAUUCGACGCUCAAAUAGCAAGCACGAUCAACCGACAAUACGAUAUCAUCCCGUUGCUUAUUGACAUUGCCAAAUCAGCUCUCAAGGAAAAGGUUAUUCGCGUUGUCAUUGCUAGCUUCCGAAACCUCGUUGAGAAACAACCAGAAUCUAACUUGGCUGCCAUGCUUGUCGCCAAGUUAUUGCCAUUCACAGAAAACCUUAGUACCAGGAAGUGGUCCGACACCGAUAUCGUCGAAGAUAUUGAGUAUUUGAAGGCCGAGUUGGAAGAGAACUUCCAUAGCCUGAGCACCUUUGAAGAAUAUUCUUCUGAGGUUGAGACAGGAAAGCUCAACUGGUCACCCCCACACAAGUCAGAAGUGUUCUGGAAGGAGAAUGCACAGCGACUUAAUGAGCAAGACUAUCGUCUUCUUAGAAUCUUGGCGCGAUUGCUUAGUACCUCACAAAGCCCCCUUGUUCUUUCUGUUGCUGCUCAUGACAUUGGUCAGUAUGUUAAAUACUCUUCCAAGGACGCUAAAAAGAUCGUCCAAGAAAUUGGAGCCAAGCAACGAAUCAUGGAGCUUAUGACCCAUGAAGACCAGGAUGUACGAUAUCAAGCACUCUCCGCAGUGCAGAAAUACAUGACCAACGCAUGGGAGUUUUAA
Messenger RNA from Umbelopsis ramanniana AG, 1344 nucleotides. RefSeq lists its product as uncharacterized. Gene Ontology annotation, biological process: proton transmembrane transport. Gene Ontology annotation, molecular function: proton-transporting ATPase activity, rotational mechanism. The transcript has 10 exons. The coding region runs from base 1 to 1344 and encodes 447 amino acids. The record is from RefSeq and is a predicted model, not a curated record. Lineage: Eukaryota; Fungi; Mucoromycota; Umbelopsidomycetes; Umbelopsidales; Umbelopsidaceae. Gene Ontology annotation, cellular component: vacuolar proton-transporting V-type ATPase, V1 domain; fungal-type vacuole membrane.